AUGGAGGAAGAUUUGUUCUUCUUCUGUUUGAGACUGCCCAGCUGGAGAAGACCAAAGGGUAUUGAUUCUCGUGUUAGGAGAAAGUUCAAGGGACGUGUUCUCAUGCCCAAUAUUGGUUAUGGGUCAGACAAGAAGACUCGCCAUUAUCUUCCCAAUCAUUUCAAGAAGUUCGUUGUGAGCAACGUCAAAGAGCUUGAACUGCUGAUGAUGCACAACAGGACAAUGUUUCCACAAGGAAGAGGAAAGAAAUUGUUGAGAGAGCUUAAGCUAGAAAUGAAACUAAUCAUCCUAUUUAGAAUACUGUGCUGUACAUACAGGAAGAGAAACUUCCAGUUGUCAGCAAUUUCAGUGGAAGAAGAGAAGAAGCAUAAGAUUUUGAUGAAAUCACCUUGGGAAAUACUUCAAUUGCCUGUUGGAUCUGGCGGAGUUUUCAGUUUGCUUUCAUCAAACAAUGUUCCAGAGAAUCUCAGUGAAAUGGGCGUGGAGUAUAUUGAGGUUUGCAGCACCAAUCCUGGACACUUAGGUGCGAACUCACUACUUCUUGGUUUUGGUAACUUGUGGAAAUCUGACGUCGGGAUCCAAAUCUUCAAAGGCAGAAAGGACUACGAGGAAAGUUUUGACUUUAUAUUCUCAACAAACUUGAUGACGAAGUUGACGAAACAAAUUGAUAAACUCCAGUUCUAUGCAACUCCGAAGCAAAAUUCGCAUGUUGAGAUGGCGGGAAAAGAAUGGGUGGACGUGACCCCCAGCUCUCCUAACUCUUAUGAGUUCGGUUGUUCGAUUUACAGCGCUUUAAAGGCCUGUCCUUCCAACAAGCUUUGUAUAAUGGAGGUUACAGAGUAAACCCACAACAAAGUGACUCUAAAUUUUGUAAUUUUGUGUACCCAAAAUAUAUGAAAACAGAUGUGUAUACGAGUCAUUUGCUGUAUACAUGGAUAAAUAUAUGUUAUUGUUGGA
Molecule: messenger RNA, 957 nt
Organism: Malus domestica (apple)
Lineage: Eukaryota; Viridiplantae; Streptophyta; Magnoliopsida; Rosales; Rosaceae
Source: RefSeq, a predicted model, not a curated record